AUGGCUAUUCGAUGGGAUGUGACAAAGUGGAUUGCCAAGGAAUCGACGAUCCCAACUACACCGGAUGGGUACAAAAGAAUGGCGAGUUCUGUCGGAAGAGCAGGGACUACGGUGGAGUUGGAAGAAGAAAAGCCGUCUACGGAACCCUUACGUCAACAUGGCACGUUCCAGCAGCAGCAGCCCUCCAUAAAUGAUAAGAAUGUGGAGGUUAUAAAACAAGUGGAACGGAUAACACAAGACUUUAAACGUAAAGCCAACUCUAUAGACACAUGUUGGGUGACAACACUGGAGAAAUUAGAAAACACUUUAACCGCGAUGAAGGAUGAGCUUUUCAAUCCCAAGGAAGACCGGGAAAUCUCAGUGAUGGGUCAGAUACUGAUUGAGGAGACUUCAACGCGGGCGGCUAAGCUGGUCUAUGAGGCUACCGAUUAUCAUAGAGACCUUCAGCACACCAUUCUAAAAUUGGGAAAAUAUAUUAACACAGAGUUCGAGCAUCCCACGAAGAAGCCGUUCAGACCGUCGCCGGAGUUGGAAAGAAAAAGGAAUAGGAGGGAUAUGGGGUUCGCGUUGAUUUUUGACUAUAUGAUGAGCACUGGACUCAGCUCUGUUGGUGAUUCUAUGAGAAAGUUAUCCAUCUUCGAACAGUACUUUGAUACGUUGAAUGUGUCGGAUCCGGAAAAAUUGAAAACGAUAGUUGAAGAUCUACAAGGUGGAGAUAUUUCGUCGUCACUGGAGUUUAUCAAAUCGGCGCAGCCUGCUGAAGAGCAUUCGCUAAGAAAAUCGUUACAAACUCAGAUGAUCAUCGAGUGUAUAGAGAUGGGACUCGAAAGCUAUGGUCGAACUGUAAAACAACUGAAAGCGUUCGUACCGAAGGAAGGCGAGGAACAACGACAAUCGCAGAGAUUGGUAGGAGCACUUGUGAUGGGUCAGGCAGCGAAGGAAGACGCACGAUAUCGGAAUCUGUUUGAUCAGAAGAACAAGGAAAAAUUGGUUUCCAGAUUGUCAGCGUUUUUCGUUCCUAAAGAGGCUCCGCUGAACUUGAUAUUGAAACACGGAUUCAAAGGUAUCAAUCAACUAACAGACUUCCAAGAUUCCGGCCUGCAAUGGGAUGUCUGGAUGGAUUGGGAACUUCCAUUUGAUACAUAUUUCCAUGCCAGCCAUUCAGUGUUCACGUGUCCGAUUCUCAAGGAGCAGUGUACGUGUAACAACCCUCCGAUGCGAUUGACAUGUGGUCAUGUUAUCUCGAAGGAUGCAAUCAAUCGACUGACAAUCAAUGUUCGGAAUCGGUUUCCAAGAUCCAGACAUCUACGAUUCAAGUGCCCCUACUGUCCAAAAGAGCAAAAUCUGGACAAUGCAAAAUCAGUGGAUUUCCACGCGUGGACCAUUCCAGCAGAAAAUGAAGAUGAAGAAGCCGAAGAGCAAGUGAAAUUUUUGCAAUUCGUGGAAUGA
Molecule: messenger RNA, 1449 nt
Organism: Caenorhabditis briggsae
Lineage: Eukaryota; Metazoa; Nematoda; Chromadorea; Rhabditida; Rhabditidae
Exons: 7
Coding region: 1-1449 (482 amino acids)
Biological process (GO): proteasome-mediated ubiquitin-dependent protein catabolic process
Cellular component (GO): GID complex; cytoplasm; nucleus
Molecular function (GO): ubiquitin protein ligase activity
Source: RefSeq, a predicted model, not a curated record